CACCUAAAGAGACAGUUGAGGGGAUAAAGGAAGGGCCCAGGCUGUGUGGACACUGAAUCCUGAGGCGAAGAAGAAGGUUGGUCGGCCGGUUUGUUGGACUCGGAUCCACUGGCCGUGUGGUGCUUCAGUCAGUGGCAGCGGGUGAAGGAAUCAUUCACACAGAAGUUCAUUCACACACCGGAUUUUGUUCUCUGAGCUGCUUGAACUUGGAACAGGUGGAACAGUACUGACAUUAUCCAUCACACACCAUGGACCAGGAGGAUGACAAACACUCUGUGGAUAUCCAUGACAACCCUCCAGCUCCUGACAACGUAGUGAAAGAGGACGGAGACACUGUCUAUUUCAUAUAUGAGGAAGAGGUUGAGGUGGAGGAGAAGGAACCAGAACCUCCAGAGCCUGUUGUCCGUGUCAACGACAAACCCCACAAGUUCAAGGACCACUACUGCAAGAAACCCAAGUUCUGUGACGUCUGCGCUCGCAUGAUAGUGUUGAACAACAAGUUUGCUCUGAGGUGUAAAAACUGCAAGACCAACAUCCACCACUCAUGUCAGUCCUACGUCGAGUUCCAGAGGUGCUUUGGGAAAAUUCCACCUGGCUUCAGAAGGGCCUACAGCUCGCCCCUGUACAGCAGUGACCAACCAGAUUCAAACGCGAACCGGAACGACCCUGUCUUUGACACCCUGCGGGUCGGUGUCAUCAUGGCAAAUAAGGAGCGCAAGAAGAAUGAAAAUGACAAGAAAAACAUGAUGAUGAUGAUGGAGGAGGAAGAAGAGGAGAACCAACAGCCCAAAGAGCAUGAAGAGGGAGCAGAAGGGAAGCCUGAUGAUAAGAAGGAGAAAGGAGGAGACAAAGCAGAUGACAAGAGUAAGGGUACGUUCUCCCAUUCCCACUAUUACCUGGCUCUCUACCGCUUCAAGGCCAUAGAGAAAGACGACCUCGACUUCCACCCUGGUGACCGGAUCACAGUACUGGAUGACUCCAAUGAAGAGUGGUGGAGGGGGAAGAUGGGGGAGAAAACCGGCUACUUCCCCACCAACUACCUCAUAAAAGUGCGUGCAUCGGAGAGAGUUUUCAAGGUGACGCGCUCCUUCGUAGGGAACAGAGAGAUGGGACAGAUCACACUGAAGAAAGAUCAGAUUGUGGUGAAGAAAGGAGACGAGAAAGGCGGCUACUUGAAGGUCAGCACCGGACGCAAGCUGGGCUACUUCCCUGCUGAUCUGCUGGAGGAGAUCACUGUGACAUAAAAACCAGCACAUGCAACGAAAGAGCCUGCAACACACUUAACAUAUCAACACAUACAGGAAACGUCACUGUUUGACAGAUCUUUGAGCAAGUUCCUAUAUUAAUGACCUAAAACCCAUAUCACAGCUGUAUGUAUUCUCUGUGAUGUGUCUGUGGUGAAGCAUGAGAGAGAAGAGGUUAACCAUUUGAUAGUCUGAAAAGCUAUUUCAUCAAUAUGUCCAUGAAUAAGCUAUGAGACAAUCAGGUGAGGUUCUGGCUUUGUUGUGAGCAGCACAGUGAUACAAAUGAUCAGAUGUUUUCAGUUACUGCCUGCUGCUACUGAGGAGACGGAGAGAAAACCCGGC
Molecule: messenger RNA, 1586 nt
Organism: Chelmon rostratus (copperband butterflyfish)
Lineage: Eukaryota; Metazoa; Chordata; Actinopteri; Chaetodontiformes; Chaetodontidae
Gene: stac3
Product: SH3 and cysteine rich domain 3
Exons: 13
Coding region: 249-1244 (331 amino acids)
Biological process (GO): skeletal muscle contraction; positive regulation of protein localization to plasma membrane; positive regulation of voltage-gated calcium channel activity
Cellular component (GO): extrinsic component of cytoplasmic side of plasma membrane
Molecular function (GO): protein binding
Source: RefSeq, a predicted model, not a curated record